GUAUCUCCCUAUAUUGCCAAUGGUUCUCGUCAACGGAGCUGAGGGAAUUGGAACUGGAUGGAGUUGUAAAUUGCCUAAUUAUAAUCCUGAAGACAUUGUAAAUAAUUUAUUGCGCAGAAUGCGGGGAGAGGAAUAUGAAAAAAUGCAUCCCUGGUACAAUGGGUUCAAAGGCGAGAUUAUUGAAGAAUCUGAAGGUUCAUACAAAGUAACGGGAAUUAUAGAACAGAUUGACAGCACCACUCUCGAAAUUACAGAAUUACCCAUCGGUGUAUGGACUCAGAAUUACAAGGAACAGCUCGAGGAAUUUAUGACGGGGGAAAAAGGGAAAAAGGAUCCAUUUAUCAAAGAUUAUAAGGAAUAUCAUACAGAUACGUCUGUUCAUUUCGUUGUGACUUUGACAGAGGAGAAUAUGGACAAAGUCGUGGAGGAAGGCCUGGAAAGUAAAUUCAAAUUGACAAAAUCGUUCAAGACCACAAAUAUGGUCCUGUUUGAUUCAAAAUUGAAAAUCAAAAAAUACGAUACUAUUAACCAAAUUAUGGAUGAUUUCUAUCAGUUGCGAUUGGACUAUUAUGAGAAGCGCAAGGAAUGGCUUGUGUCCGAGAUGCGUAAAGCUUGUGAACAACUUGAGAACAAAGUACGAUUUGUUACGGAAAUCAUUGAAGGGAAAUUAAUAAUCCAGAACCGCAAGAGAAACGUUAUAAUUCAUACACUCAAGGAACGUGGCUAUAAGGAUGUCAACGCGUCCGAUGAAGACAAUUCGUCUGAAACUGCCAACAAUGCGGAUGGUUUCGGUUAUUUGCUGAAUAUGUCUCUUUGGCAUUUAACAUGGGAGAAGGUCGAACAAUUGAAGAAAGAUCGAGACGGCAAACAAAACGAGCUCGACAUUUUAAGGAGCAAAUCGCCGCAAGAUUUAUGGAAAGAAGACCUGGAAGACUUUAUGGUUGCCUGGAAAGAGAUGUGUGCCAAAGUGGAAAAUUCUUCAAGUAACAAGAGUAAGAAGCCUACAAAGUCCUCAUCAACAAAGCGCGCUCCUCCUAAGAAAUCUGCAUCUGCUAAAGAAGUGGCUCCUAAGAAAUCUGCACCUGCUAAAGAAGUGGCUCCUAAGAAAAAACCAACACCCACUAAAGAAGUGAUUCCUCCUAAGAAAAAACCAUCUAAAGUGAUUCUUUUGUCCGACUCUGACGAUGAUUUCUGUCCAAGGGCUGUUUCGUCCGAUGAAGAAUACAUUCCGUAUAAAAAGCGUACUACGAAAAAGGCCGCCGCGUCUACUUCAUCCACAGUAUUUGCCGCGUCCGUUGACGAAAGUUUAGAGCCUAAACCCACUCAGACACGGAAGAGCGGACGGGCAAAGUCAACUCAAUAUUAUUUCGGUGAAAGCGACUAA
Paraglomus occultum is the source of this 1384-nucleotide messenger RNA. The record is from the annotation of a GenBank genome assembly. Lineage: Eukaryota; Fungi; Glomeromycota; Glomeromycetes; Paraglomerales; Paraglomeraceae.